This is a messenger RNA of Acanthopagrus latus (yellowfin seabream), 1702 nucleotides long. Its product is annotated as synapse-associated protein 1-like. Lineage: Eukaryota; Metazoa; Chordata; Actinopteri; Spariformes; Sparidae. The transcript has 9 exons. Gene Ontology annotation, cellular component: cytoplasm; synapse. The coding region runs from base 126 to 1211 and encodes 361 amino acids. The record is from RefSeq and is a predicted model, not a curated record.
CACAAACGCAAACAGAGAAGAAGAAAUCCUGACGGUUUAGUUCCUGGUAGAAUAAAGUCCCAAAACACCCUCUGUUGGUUUUUUCUCCUAUCUUUUAAGCUAGUCUUCGUGUAAUUUCGCGCAGUAUGUUUAAAGGUUUGGGGACGUGGUUGGGUUUGGAGAGCCCGACGUUCCCGAAGACGUCGGAUGACAAAGACCUGAUUGUGGAGCAGGAAGAAAAGGUGGUGGAGGCACAAAACGAGGUAAACAAACAGCAACCAGCUGCCGAAGAUGGAGAACCAGAGCCGAACCAGGAAGACUCUGAGCCGGGAAAAGGACUGGGUGACUACAUCUUCAGUUUUGCCUCCACUGCCACGAAGAAGAUCUCCGAGUCGGUGGUGGAGACAGCUCAGAGCAUCAAGAAGACCGUGGAGGAAGGGAAAAUUGACGGCAUCAUUGACAAGACUUUCCUCGGAGACUUCCAGAAGGAGCAAGAGAAGUUUGUUCUAGAGAAGAAGGCGAAAAAAUCAGAAGCAGCGGUGCCUCCCUGGGUCGGCUACAAUGAGGAGGAGACAAUCCAGCAACAGAUCCUCGCUCUGUCAGCAGACAAGAGAAAUUUCUUGCGGGACCCUCCGGCUGGUGUCCAGUUCCACUUCGACAUGGAGCAGAUGUAUCCUCUGGCUGCAGUGAUGCUGGAGGAAGACCAGCUCCUCAACCGCAUGCGCUUUGACCUGGUUCCAAAACAUGUGAAGGAGGAGGUUUUCUGGAGGAAUUAUUUCUACCGGGUGUCUCUGGUGAAGCAGUCGGCUCAGCUCACAGCGCUGGCAGCCCAGCAGCAGCAGCAGCAGGACAGUGAGGACAGGGUGGACACUGCAGAUGUCUUCUUAACAGACAAUGUCAGACCAAAGACUCCACCAGUUUCCAUCAGCGACAUACAGAAGCCACCUCAGGAGGAAGAGGAGGAGGAGAUGUCGACAAGUCCUGGAGUUUCUGAGUUUGUGAGCGACGCUUUUGACGAGACGGCCAUCAACCAGGAAGACCUGAGGAAAGAGAUGGAGCAGCUGGUGCUGGACAAGAAGGACAGCACCACCUCUGCUGACGAUGAGUCAGCAGACUGGGAGAAGGAGCUGCAGCAGGAGCUUCAGGAGUACGAGGUGGUGACGGAGUCAGACAACAAAGACGACCAAUGGGAUCAAGAGAUCGAGAAGAUGCUGCAAGCUGACGAAAGCUAAACAACUUCAGUGUGUGUCCUGUACAGUGAUCUGGCCAAGAAUGGAUGACAAGUGACCGGUGAUGCAGAGGUGGAUGAACUUCCACAUCACCUGCUCCACCCAACUGUGAUUACUUUCUUGUAAACAUUCUCUUGUACGUGAUGAUGGUGUAGGUCCAGUAGCAGGAGUGCGUCACCUCUGAUGAAAACAGCGGUUAUGUUCAGGUGUGUUAGUAAAGUGCGACUUCAUUGUUCCUUCCUAAAUUGGUUUAAUUGACCUGCUUUCCUUCACCCUCUCUGUUCCUGCUGGGGAAAGCUGCUCGGGGCACUCCAGUACAAGUACCAUGAAUUUUAUAAUGGGAGGAGACUGUUUGAAAUGACAUUUUAAAUGUAUGUUUCCACUGCUGCUUUCUGGUGGGUUGUACAGUAAAGUCUUAGUAUAGUAACAGAAAAGGUAAAUCAAAUGUAAAGUUACACUUAUGUAAAUAAAGAAGAUUCUAACACUAUGCCAUA